Pelmatolapia mariae (spotted tilapia) is the source of this 761-nucleotide messenger RNA. RefSeq names its product trypsin-1. The coding region runs from base 1 to 729 and encodes 242 amino acids. The transcript is spliced from 6 exons. Gene Ontology annotation, molecular function: serine-type endopeptidase activity. Gene Ontology annotation, biological process: proteolysis. The record is from RefSeq and is a predicted model, not a curated record. NCBI's taxonomy places the organism in Eukaryota, Metazoa, Chordata, Actinopteri, Cichliformes, Cichlidae.
AUGAGGUCUCUGGUCUUCGUUCUGCUCAUUGGAGCUGCUUUUGCCCUGGAUGACGACAAGAUCGUCGGAGGGUUUGAGUGCACACCUUACUCUGAGCCCCAUCAGGUGUCUCUGAACUCUGGCUACCACUUCUGUGGUGGCUCCCUGGUCAAUCAGAACUGGGUUGUGUCUGCUGCUCACUGCUACAAAUCUCGUAUCCAGGUGCGUCUUGGAGAGCACGACAUUUCGGUCAAUGAGGGAACUGAGCAGUUCAUCGACUCCUCCCGUGUCAUCGCCCAUCCACAGUAUGAUUCCUGGAAUAUUGACAACGACAUCAUGCUGAUCCAGCUGAGCCAACCUGCCACCCUCAACAGUUAUGUGCAGCCUGUGCCUCUGCCCAGUAGCUGUGCUCCCGCUGGCACCAUGUGCACAGUCUCUGGAUGGGGCAACACCAUGAGCUCUACUGCUAAUCAGGACAGGCUGCAGUGCCUGAACAUCCCCAUCCUGUCCUACAGUGACUGUAAUAACUCCUACCCUGGCAUGAUCACUGACUCCAUGUUCUGCGCUGGAUACCUGGAGGGAGGCAAGGACUCUUGCCAGGGUGACUCUGGUGGCCCUGUUGUGUGCAACGGUGAGCUGCAGGGUAUUGUGUCCUGGGGCUACGGAUGUGCUGAGAGGGACCACCCUGGUGUUUAUACCAAGGUCUGCAUCUUCAACGACUGGAUUCAGCAAACCAUGGCCAGCUAUUAAGUCUGAUCCUUCAAUCACCACUCUGCUUGGCU